AGAGAGAGAGAGAGAAAGAGAGAGCGGCGCUCCAGUCGAGAAGAGAGCGACAACAUCCGGGACAGUGAGCUCGCGCAGGAGCGCAAUGGCGGCGGAGGCGAGCCGAGGGCCUUUUGGACCUGGCCGCCAAAGUUGCAGCUGAGUCGAGACGCUGAGGUAUCGCGAUGAGGGCACUCGGUCGCAGAAGUUGGAAUCUGAACCGGAGUUGAAGGAGAGGCGCUCCUCAUCCAAUGAAGAUGGCGGCCCAGUCCCAGACCGUCGCCAUUCCUGUUUAUUGUGUUUUUGUAGGCCAGCGAGCUGCCCUUGGAGGACCUGCUGGCACUUUAUGGCUACACGGUGUCUGAUCCAGCCAAGCAGAAGUGUCGUGUCGCCGCCAAUCUGCCAGGCAUGACUCUGGAUAAGAAGCAGAUAACCGAGGACCUUUUCCAAGGAGAAGAGGGAGUCGAGUCCUCCGCUGAUGAACUCACCCCUUCGGUCACUUCCACUACCUCUGACCUGCUUCGCCAGCUGCCUGCCGGCGACAAAGACACACCGGUCAGCUCAUGUGACGAGGAUUCGGACAAUGUAUCUCUUCCCUCCAAUGAAGAACACAAGGAGAUCAUGGUCGGUUCCAUGUACCAGGCAACAAUCCCUCCACUCAGUCCCUAUACUUACCAGGAAAUAGCGUACAACAGCGGGGACCAGUUGUUGUGGAGACCAGGGGCUUUGACGGCGCAGGAAGUGGAGACGUUCUUGCUGAGAGCGCAGAGGCCGGGGGAAAUGUGCAAACAGACGCGUACCGGCACCGCCCGAGACAACGAACAGGCGCUGUAUGAGCUGGUGAAAUGCAACUUCAACACAGACGAGGCACUGCGACGAUUGAGCUUCAAUGUGAAAGUGUUCAGUGAGGAGCUGUGCAGCUGGAAUGACGAGGAGUGCGGGAGUUUCGAGCAAGGCUACAAAGUUUACGGGAAAAACUUCCACCUCAUUCAAGCUAACAAGGUACGCACCCGCUCCGUGGGGGAGUGUGUGGAGUAUUACUACAUGUGGAAGAAGUCUGAGCGCCACGACUUGUUCACUCAGCAAGCCACCAGGAUCACCCGCAAGAAGUACUCCCUGCAGUUGGAGAGCGUGGACGAAGGAGACCAGGACGGGGACGCUGGCGACGUGGAGGCAAGCAAUCAUUCUGCCGCCUUGUUGUCCCGCAGUUCCGCAGUCUCCGGGAAGCUGGCGCCACCUUUACCGCCGCACUCCAGCAUGGAACUAGACAAACGAGAUGAAGACCUGCUGACGGGGCGCUGUGGCGACGGACGACCUCAGAAGCCGUCCGGCUGCCCCGCCCCCGUCCCCGCGCAUCAGAAGGACGUCCUCCCAGCCAACUGCUGCCCAACGGGUCCGGCCCAGCUCCGGCGCACCUGCCAGGACCUUCUGACCUGCCGGGACCAUCGGCACCCUGCGGCCUUCUUCCACUUCCACGUGAGUGACGGCCCUUUUAUCUCCUCGGAGGCGGCAGCGGGCGUGCCCGCCGACUCCUCCGUCAGCCGCGGGUGGGACUUUACCUGCUGCGGGCCUCCUCGCCCUCGCCUGCCGCCUUCUCGGCAUGCUCCGCCCCCUCCGUCCACUCCAGGCACUUGGAAACAUCCCAAGGAAUCCGCUCUGAAAGCAAGCAGAACAAGAAGGACUUUGCAGCAAUAAGUGAGGAGCAGACUUGAUUUGUCCUCCACCCACCUCCUCCACGGCAGCAUCAGGUCAGGUCCUAGUCCACAGGCCGCUGACUCAUGACUCGCGUCUGGCUUCUUGCAGCACGCACUCUUCACUUGCUCAGACCUCACAAAGUCUGGGACUAAUAUUCACUCUGGUUUCAUAGGGGGAACGGGCAACGGGCGCAUAUCUUUUUCUUUUUUUCAUGCAUUCUAAAUCGUAAAGAAACACUAGCAGAAGUCAGCUAACAAUAGAGCCAAAGGGAGUCGCCAUAUUCUGCCUAUAAAGCGCUCUAAAAACAUCCAAAAACCUCCAUUAUUGAUUUAUAUACUCAUUGUAAGUAGUUAUCUAAUGUUGUAACUUUCAUAAUAACAUGUAAUGUUUACGUACUUUGCUCAUUUUAAGCAUACGGCGGCGCAUUCAUUUUACAGAAGCAUCCGCCGCUUAUAUUUUUGAGCCUGAAUAUAAGGAGGAUGAGCUACAAGUUUUAGAAGCUGAGUGCUAAGAUCCAGCUGGAGUAGCAGUAUAAGCAAAAAAAUUGUUGGAAAAUUCAGUGUCUUAAAAUUCAGGGUAUAACAUUUUAGCGUAAAGAAAACCCAUGUUUUGUUAAAAUACAGUGUGGAAAAAAGUAUAUAACAAAUAUUUAUCCACUGAAUCAUUUUAUACUUAAUUUUCAUACGCACUGAACCCGAAAAGAACAAGUGGUACAAAAUGGAUGAAUGGUUGAAUUCAAAACUCUGUAUUUUAAGAAAUGGGAAUUUUUAAACCCAAUUUUUACAGCGGCGUAUUAAUUUCACAGAAGCAUCCGCUGCUUAUAUUUUUGAGCCUGAAUAUAAGGAGGAUGAGCUACAAGUUUUAAAAGCUGAGUGCUAAGAUCCAGCUGGAGUAGCAGUAUAAGCAAAAUAAUUGUUGGAAAAUUCAGUUUCUUAAAAUUCAGGGUAUAACAUUUUAGCGUAAAGAAAACCCAUGUUUUGUUAAAAUACAGUGUGGAAAAAAAGUAUAUAAAUAAAUAUUUAUCCACUGAAUUCUUUUAUACUUAAUUUUCAUAAGCACUGACCCCGAAAGGGACAAGUGGUACAAAAUGGAUGAAUGGUUGAAUUCAACACUCUGUAUUUUAAGAAAUAGGAAUUUUUAAACACAAUUUUUACAGCGGCGUAUUAAUUUCCCAGAAGCAUCCGCUGCUUAUAUUUUUGAGCCUGAAUAUAAGGAGGAUGAGCUACAAGUUUUAGAAUCUGAGUGCUAAGAUCCAGCAUUAGUGAAACUCUAUAGCAUCAUGUAGCAGUAUAAACAAAUUCUUUGCUGAAAAAUUCAGUUUGUUAAAAUUCAGGGUAUAAAAUUUCAGCAUAAAGAAAACCCAGGGUUUAAAAAUGAUGUUUGUUGUAAAAUACAGCGUGUGGAAAAAGAAGUAUAUAACAAAUAUUUAUCCACUGAAUUAUUUUAUACAUAAUUUUUACAGGCACUGACCCCGGGAGGCACAAGCGGUAGAAAAUGGAUGAAUUCAAAACACUGUAUUAUAAGAAAUUACAUUUUUGAACACACCAUUUUUACAGCGGCGCAUUCGUUUCACAGAAGCAUCCGCUUCUUAUAUUUUUGAGCCUGAACAUAAGGAGGAUGAGCUACAGGUUUUAAAAGCUGAGUGCUAAGAUCCAGCUGGAGUAGCAGUAUAAGCAAAAUAAUUGUUGGAAAAUUCAGUUUCUUAAAAUUCAGGGUAUAACAUUUUAGCGUAAAGAAAACCCAUGUUUUGUUAAAAUACAGUGUGGAAAAAAGUAUAUAACAAAUAUUUAUCCAAUGAAUUCUUUCAUAGUUAAUUUUCAUACGCACUGACCCCGAAAGGGACAAGUGGUACAAAAUGGAUGAAUGGUUGAAUUCAAAACUCUGUAUUUUAAGAAAUAGGAAUUUUUGAACACAAUUUUUACAGCGGCGCAUUAAUUUCACAGAAGCAUCCGCUGCUUAAAUUUUUGAGCCUGAAUAUAAGGAGGAUGAGCUACAAGUUUUAGAAGCUGAGUGCUAAGAUUCAGUUUAGUAGCAGUAUAAACAAAUGAAUAGUUGGAAAAUUCAGUUUCUUAAAAUUCAGGGUAUAACAUUUUAGCGUAAAGAAAACCCAUGUUUUGUUAAAAUACAGUGUGGAAAAAAAGUAUAUAAAUAAAUAUUUAUCCACUGAAUUCUUUUAUACUUAAUUUUCAUACGCACUGACCCCGAAAGGGACAAGUGGUACAAAAUGGAUGAAUGGUUGAAUUCAAAACUCUGUAUUUUAAGAAAUGGGAAUUUUCAAACCCAAUUUUUACAGCGGCGUAUUAAUUUCACAGAAGCAUCCGCUGCUUAUAUUUUUGAGCCUGAAUAUAAGGAGGAUGAGCUACAAGUUUUAAAAGCUGAGUGCUAAGAUCCAGCUGGAGUAGCAGUAUAAGCAAAAUAAUUGUUGGAAAAUUCAGUUUCUUAAAAUUCAGGGUAUAACAUUUUAGCGUAAAGAAAACCCAUGUUUUGUUAAAAUACAGUGUGGAAAAAAAGUAUAUAAAUAAAUAUUUAUCCACUGAAUUCUUUUAUACUUAAUUUUCAUACGCACUGACCCCGAAAGGGACAAGUGGUACAAAAUGGAUGAAUGGUUGAAUUCAAAACUCUGUAUUUUAAGAAAUGGGAAUUUUCAAACCCAAUUUUUACAGCGGCGUAUUAAUUUCACAGAAGCAUCCGCUGCUUAUAUUUUUGAGCCUGAAUAUAAGGAGGAUGAGCUACAAGUUUUAAAAGCUGAGUGCUAAGAUCCAGCUGGAGUAGCAGUAUAAGCAAAAUAAUUGUUGGAAAAUUCAGUUUCUUAAAAUUCAGGGUAUAACAUUUUAGCGUAAAGAAAACCCAUGUUUUGUUAAAAUACAGUGUGGAAAAAAAGUAUAUAAAUAAAUAUUUAUCCACUGAAUUCUUUUAUACUUAAUUUUCAUACGCACUGACCCCGAAAGGGACAAGUGGUACAAAAUGGAUGAAUGGUUGAAUUCAAAACUCUGUAUUUUAAGAAAUGGGAAUUUUCAAACCCAAUUUUUACAGCGGCGUAUUAAUUUCACAGAAGCAUCCGCUGCUUAUAUUUUUGAGCCUGAAUAUAAGGAGGAUGAGCUACAAGUUUUAAAAGCUGAGUGCUAAGAUUCAGUUUAGUAGCAGUAUAAACAAAUGAAUAGUUGGAAAAUUCAGUUUCUUAAAAUUCAGGGUAUAACAUUUUAGCGUAAAGAAAACCCAUGUUUUGUUAAAAUACAGUGUGGAAAAAAAGUAUAUAAAUAAAUAUUUAUCCACUGAAUUCUUUUAUACUUAAUUUUCAUACGCACUGACCCCGAAAGGGACAAGUGGUACAAAAUGGAUGAAUGGUUGAAUUCAAAACUCUGUAUUUUAAGAAAUGGGAAUUUUCAAACCCAAUUUUUACAGCGGCGUAUUAAUUUCACAGAAGCAUCCGCUGCUUAUAUUUUUGAGCCUGAAUAUAAGGAGGAUGAGCUACAAGUUUUAAAAGCUGAGUGCUAAGAUUCAGUUUAGUAGCAGUAUAAACAAAUGAAUAGUUGGAAAAUUCAGUUUCUUAAAAUUCAGGGUAUAACAUUUUAGCGUAAAGAAAACCCAUGUUUUGUUAAAAUACAGUGUGGAAAAAAAGUAUAUAAAUAAAUAUUUAUCCACUGAAUUCUUUUAUACUUAAUUUUCAUACGCACUGACCCCGAAAGGGACAAGUGGUACAAAAUGGAUGAAUGGUUGAAUUCAAAACUCUGUAUUUUAAGAAAUAGGAAUUUUUAAACACAAUUUUUACAGCGGCGUAUUAAUUUCACAGAAGCAUCCGCUGCUUAUAUUUUCGAGCCUGAAUAUAAGGAGGAUGAGCUACAAGUUUUAGAAGCUGAGUGCUAAGAUCCAGCUGGAGUAGCAGUACAAGCAAAUUAUUUGUUGGAAAAUUCAGUUUCUUAAAAUUCAGGGUAUAACAUUUUAGCGUAAAGAAAACCCAUGUUUUGUUAAAAUACAGUGUGGAAAAAAGUAUAUAACAAAUAUUUAUCCACUGAAUUCUUUUAUACUUAAUUUUCAUACGCACUGACCCCGAAAGGGACAAGUGGUACAAAAUGGAUGAAUGGUUGAAUUCAACACUCUGUAUUUUAAGAAAUAGGAAUUUUUAAACACAAUUUUUACAGCGGCGUAUUAAUUUCCCAGAAGCAUCCGCUGCUUAUAUUUUCGGGCCUGAAUAUAAGGAGGAUGAGCUACAAGUUUUAGAAUCUGAGUGCUAAGAUCCAGCAUUAGUGAAACUCUAUAGCAUCAUGUAGCAGUAUAAACAAAUUCUUUGCUGAAAAAUUCAGUUUGUUAAAAUUCAGGGUAUAAAAUUUCAGCAUAAAGAAAACCCAGGGUUUAAAAAUGAUGUUUGUUGUAAAAUACAGCGUGUGGAAAAAGAAGUAUAUAACAAAUAUUUAUCCACUGAAUUAUUUUAUACAUAAUUUUUACACGCACUGACCCCGGGAGGGACAAGCGGUAGAAAAUGGAUGAAUUCAAAACACUGUAUUAUAAGAAAUUACAUUUUCGAACACACCAUUUUUACAGCGGCGCAUUCGUUUCACAGAAGCAUCCGCUUCUUAUAUUUUUGAGCCUGAACAUAAGGAGGAUGAGCUACAGGUUUUAGAAUCUGAGUGCUAAGAUCCAGCAUUAGUGAAACUAUAGCAUCAUGUAGCAGUAUAAACAAAUUAUUUGCUGAAAAAUUCAGUUUGUUAAAAUUCAGGGUAUAAAAUUUCACCAUAAAGAAAACCCAGUGUUAAAAAUGAUCUUUGUUAAAAUACAGGGUGUGGAAAAAGAAGUAUAUAACAAAUAUUUAUCCACUGAAUUAUUUUAUUCCUAAUUUUUAUACGCAUUGACCCUGACAGGGACAAACGGUAGAAAAUGGAUGAAUUCCAAACAACGUAUUUUAACAAAUUUAAUUUUCAAACACACCAUUUUUACAGCGGCGCAUUAGUUUCACAGAUGCAUUUGCUUCUUAUAUUUUUGAGCCUGAACAUAAGGAGGAUGAGCUACAAGUUUUAGAAUCUGAGUGCUAAGAUCCAGCAUUAGUGAAACUAUAGCAUCAUGUAGCAGUAUAAACAAAUUAUUUGCUGAAAAAUUCAGUUUGUUAAAAUUCAGGGUAUAAAAUUUCAGGCUAAAGAAAACCCAGUGUUUAAAAAUGAUGUUUGUUAAAAUACAGUGUGUGGAAAAAGAAGUAUAUAACAAAUAUUUAUCCACUGAAUUAUUUUAUACAUAAUUUUUACACGCACUGACCCCGGGAGGGACAAGCGGUAGGAAAUGGAUAAGUUUUAACAAAUUUAAUUUUCAAACACACCAUUUUUACAGCGGCGCAUUAGUUUCCCAGAUGCAUCCGCUAUUCCCUUCAACAACAACACUACUAAUCAUGACAACACUGGACAAAUGACUAAUCAGAACCUUCUAUUUUUGAGCCUGAACAUAAGGAGGAUGAGCUACAAGUUUUAGAAGCUGAGCGCUAAGAAGAUCCAGCUUUAGUGAAACACUAUAGCAUCAGGUAGCAGUAUUGCUAAGUGCUAAACAAGAAAUAUAAACUACGAACAUAAUAAAACAAUCACCUACUGUAUAAUGUCUGCUCUCAUUGGGAUGUCGACUGAUGGGAUGUUUAUAUCUUCCCGCUUAGUUAAAGAAUGAAUCAUGAUCCUCACAAAGGGUUCAAUGGAAAAAGUGUCUUUUUGUGGCUUUCUGGCCAUCUCCAGGUCUAAGUUGGAUGUCAAAAGUUGACCAACUUCUCGUUUUAUGUCCACAACUUUCUACCAUCCAGGUGAGAGGCAGGAUUUAGAAUGCAGACAUAAUAACAAUAUCUCUAAUAAUUGGUUAAUAUUCAGGUCACGACAUGUAUUGUUGGCGCUUUUUGGAUGUUUUUUAAAAGGCUUUAUGGGUGGAAUAGUGUUAGCCACCAUGUACUAGCCAUAUUUUACUCUUUAGAAUGCAUUAAAAAAAGAAAAGCAUGUGUUCCUGUCUUACAUACAGACAAAAUUCACCCCAAAAAUCUCCCCUUUAAGAACACAAAAUAUGCAGACUGGAAUUAAAAACUGUUUGAGCACAUAUUUGAAGUACAAUUAUGGAAGUUAAUUUUUGUCUUUGUUAGCGAAGCUUUCUUUGGACGCUUCAUUUGUAUGUAACUUCAUUUUUUCUCUUUGAAUUUUGUGAAAAAUAAAAAUAAAAAAAAUAUUUUUUACAUCAAACUAUGCUGACAGUUGGUAUUAGAUGUAAUAUUGUGAGCAAAAUGUAUGUUAAAAAUAUUUUUUUGUUUUAAAAUUCAGUGUGUAAAAAUAUUAUAUUUGUUAAAAUACAAUGUUUUAAAAUUCAGUGUCUAAAAAAAAUAAAAUUAAAAAAAAUUAUAUAUAAAGAAAUGUAGUGCUUAGAAAUUCAGAUGGUUAAAAUUCACUGUAUGUAAAUUCAGUGCUUAAAAAAAUUCAGCGUUAAAAUGUUUAAAAAUUAUGCGUAAAAAAAUGAGUGUUUCAAAAAUGAUGCUUGUAAAAUACACUGUUUAAAAAUUCUGUGUCUAAAAAAUUUAAGUGUAUACAAGUUUAAAAAAAAAAUCAGUGUAUAAAAAUUCAGUGCUUAAAAAUUCAGCAUAAAAAAUUGUUUAAAAAUGAUGUUUCUUAAAAUACACUGUUUAAAAAUUCAGUGUCUAAAAAAUGUAAGUGUAAACAAAUUUAACAAAAAAAUUCAGUGUAAAAAAAAUUCAGCGUAUAGAAAUUCAGCAUAAAAAAAUUCUGUGUUUAAAAAUGUAAACAAAUUUAACAAAAAAAUUCAGUGAAUAAAAAUUCAGCAUAAGAAAAUUGAGUGUUUAAAAAUGUUUCUCAAAAUACACUGUUUAAAAAUUCUGUGUCUAAAAAAUUUAAGUGUAAACAAGUUUAACAAAAAAAUCAGUGUAUAAAAAUUCAGUGCUUAAAAAUUCAGCAUAAAAAAUUGAGUGUUUAAAAAUGUUGUUUCUCAAAAUACACUGUUUAAAAAAUCAGUGUCUAAAAAAUGUGUAAACAAAUUUAACAAAAAAAUUCAGUGUAUAAAAAUUCAGCGUAUAGAAAUGCAGCAUAAAAAAAUUCUGUUUAAAAAUGUAAACAAACUUAACAAAAAAAAAUCAGUGUCUAAAAAUUCAGUGCUUAAAAAUUCAGCAUAAAAGAAUUCUGUGUUUAAAGAUGUAAACAAAUUUAACAAAAAAAAUCGAUGUAUAAAAAAUCAGUGCUUAGAAAUUUAGCAUAAAAAAAUUGAGUGUUUAAAAAUGUUGUUUCUCAAAAUACACUGUUUAAAAAUUCAGUGUCUAAAAAAUUUAAGUGUAAACAAAUUUAACAAAAAAAAUUCAGUGUAUAAAAAUUCAGUGUAUAGAAAUUCAGCAUAAAAAAAUUCUGUUUAAAAAUGUAAACAAAUUUAACAAAAAAAUAUCAGUGUAUAAAAAUUCAAUGCUUAAAAAUUCAGCAUAAAAAAAUUGAGUGUUUAAAUUGAUGUUUCUUAAAAUACACUGUUUAAAAAUUCAGUGUCUAAAAAAUUUAAGUGUAAACAAAUUUAAAGAAAAAAAUCAGCGUAUAGAAAUUCAGCAUAAAAAAAUUCUGUUAAAAAAUGUAAACAAAUUUAACAACAAAAAAUCAGUGUCUAAAAAAUCAGUGCUUAAAAAUUUAGCAUAAAAAAGUUGAGUAUUUAAAAAUGUUUCGUGAAAUACACUGUUUAAAAAUUCAGUGUCUAAAAAAUUAAGUGUAAACAAAUUUAACAUAAAAAAUUCUGUUUUUAAAAAUUCAGCAUAAAAAAAUUCUGUUUAAAAAUGUUUUUGAAAUACACUGUUUAAAAAUUCAGUUUUUAAAAAAUUUAAGUGUAGACAAAUUCAACAUAAAAAAACUCAGCGCUUAAAAUUCGAACAUAAAAUAAAUCAGUGUUUAAAAAUGAGUGUGUAAAAUUUAAGUGUAUAAAAAAAUUCCCUUUUUUCAAACUCCGUGAUUAAAAUUUCAGUGUAAAAAAUGUAAUAUUCAAAAAGUCCCUUUGUUAAAAUACAAUGUGUGAAAAAAAAAGUAUAUAACUAAUAUUUCUCCACUGAAUUAUUUUACACAAAUUUUUAUACACACUGACCCCGAGAGGGACAAGCGGUAAAAAUGGAUGGAUGAAUUCUAAAGACUGUUUGAAUUUUUAAGCACUGGAUUUUACCAAACAUCAUUUUUGAUGAAUAAAAUUUUCAUCAUCAUUUGAUUCAGUUCACAAAAUUCAAACAGAAUUCCGUGACAUAAAUUCAGCGUCCAAAGAAAGUUUUGCUAAUGAAGACACAAACGAGCCUCCAUGUAGUAAAGUUUAGGAUUAAAGCAGAUUGUAGUCCCAGGUUACACACAUGAUUCAUUUCAUUAUAAUCUGGAAUGUCACAAGAAUGCCUAGAUUAGAUUCGGAGGGUUCAACUAGACCAGGGGUCACCAGCGCGGUGCCCGCGGGCACCAGGUCGCCCGUAAGGACCAGAUGAGUCGCCCACUAGCCUGUUCUAAAAAUAGCUCAAAUAGCAGCACUUACCAGUGAGCUGCCUCGAUUUUUUAAAUUGUAUUUAUUUACUAGCCAGCUGGUCUCGCUUUGCUUGACAUUUUUAAUUCUAAGAGAGACAAAACUCAAAUAGAAUUUGACAAUCCAAGAAAAUAUUUUAAAGACUUGGUCUUCACUUGUUUAAAUAAAUUCAUUUAUUUUUUUACUUUGCUUCUUAUAACUUUCAGAAAGACAAUUUUAGAGAAAAAAUACAACUUAAGAAGGUACUUUUGUUUAAAAAUCCUAAAAUCAUUUUUAAAGUUGUAUUUUUUCUCUAAAAUUGUCUUUUUGAAAGUUAUAAGAAGCAAAGUAAAAAAAAUUAAUGAAUUUAUUUAAACAGGUGAAGACUAAAUCUUUAAAAUAUUUUCUUGGAUUUUCAAAUUCUAUUUGAGUUUUGUCUCAGAAUUAAAAUGUUGAGCAAAGCGAGACCAGCUUGCUAGAAAAAAAAUAAUUUUACUUGAACAUUGAUUUAAAUUGUCAGGAAAGAAGAGGAAGGAAUUUAAAAGAUAAAAAGGUACUUUUGUUUAAAAAUCCUAAAAUCAUUUUUAAUCUUUUAAAUCCCUUCCUCUUCUUUCCUGACAAUUUAAAUCAAUGUUCAAGUAAAAUUAUUUUUUUAAUUGUAAAGAAUAAUAAAUACAUUUUAAUUUAAUUUUUCAUUUUAGCUUCUGUUUUUUCGACGAAGAAUAUUUGUGAAAUAUUUCUUCAAACUUGUAAUUAAAAUUCCCCAAAAAAUAUUCUGGCAAAUCUAAAAAAUCUUUAGAAUAAAUUUCAAAUCUUAUUUUAAAGUCGUUUGAAUUUCUUUUAAAAAUGUUUGUUCUGGAAAAUCUAGAAGAAAUAAUGAUUUGUCUUUGUUAGAAAUAUAGCUUGGUCCAAUUUUUUAUAUAUUCUAACAAAGUGCAGAUUUGAUUUUAACCUACUUAAAACAUGUCAUCAAAAUUCUAAAAUUAAUCUUAAUCAGGAAAAAUUACUAAUGAUGUUCCAUAAUUUUUUUAUUUUUUUUUUCAAAAAGAUUCCGAUUAGCUGGAUUUUCCCUUCUUUUUUUCGUUUGAAUUUUAAAGAGUCAAAAUUGAAGAUAAACUAUGUUUCAAAAUGUAAUCAUUUUUUUCCUGUUUUCUCCUCUUUUAACCCAUUCAAUUAAGUGUUUUUUUUUUUCAUUUAUUCUCUACAAAAAAACUUCCGUAAAAGGAAAAAAAAUGAACGACAGAAUUUCCCAUUUUUUUUACAUAUAUACACAUUUAUUUCUGGCAAUUCAUUUAAGUGUGUAUCAAACUGGUAGCCCUUCGCAUUAAUCAGUACCCAAGAAGUAGCUCUUGGUUUCAAAAAGGUUGGUGACCCUUGAACUAGACUAACCAGCUCAGGUAAUUGAGCACAGGAUUUAUCUGGUCUACCCGAUAAAGUCUACAAAGCUAUAAUGAUGAUGGGUAAAUAAAGGAUCUUAAGUACAGACUCUAGCCAGAUAUCAACUGGAUGAAAGCAGACUAAAUGAAGAGUGAUCCAGAAUAAGCGUGGGCCACAUUGAAGUCACAGAGCCAGAAUAUACUCAGGAUUGAAGUGGACUAACAGACUAUAGAUGCAGCCCGGUAAUAAAGUUGUAUCUUGCAAUAAAGUACAUUCAUGUUAUUAAGUUAAUCAUGUCUUAGAUUGGACUCAUCCUAAAAAUGAACGAUCUGGUUCAUGCAAAUAAAAGUACGACAUUUCGUGAGGAGUUUUUGAACGUUGCGUCAUGUGAUGAUUUCAUAUUUACGUUGCAGAACAAACAACUUGUUCAUGUUUUUUGUUUUGUUACAAUCCACAUUUGGCUUGUCGCUGCUGCUUGUUUUUUUCUGACCGUCUUUGUUCUUUUGUCAUCGAAACAAACUUUUCAGGGAACAGACUGUUGCUUGUUUGUCUUUUUAAGUGUCAACUUUCUAUUUAUUUGUUGUUUUGCUGCUCCGUACUGUAGAAAUAUCAACUCUUUUAUGAAGGCAGAAUGGACGGUUAUGUUUAAAAGAGGGCGGUUCCGGACAAAAUCUUGUUUUUUUUCUUUUUUCUUUUUACUCUCACUCUUGGUCGUAUUGUACUGCUUCAAUUGUUUAAUGAAUUAUUACGUUUUGUAAAAAUUUAAUAAAUAAACUUGACAGUU
Molecule: messenger RNA, 12298 nt
Organism: Nerophis ophidion (straightnose pipefish)
Lineage: Eukaryota; Metazoa; Chordata; Actinopteri; Syngnathiformes; Syngnathidae
Gene: mier2
Product: mesoderm induction early response 1, family member 2
Exons: 12
Coding region: 388-1674 (428 amino acids)
Biological process (GO): negative regulation of transcription by RNA polymerase II
Cellular component (GO): nucleoplasm
Molecular function (GO): histone deacetylase binding; transcription corepressor activity
Source: RefSeq, a predicted model, not a curated record